Messenger RNA from Nycticebus coucang (slow loris), 2825 nucleotides. RefSeq names its product TAP binding protein (gene TAPBP). Lineage: Eukaryota; Metazoa; Chordata; Mammalia; Primates; Lorisidae. The coding region runs from base 322 to 1668 and encodes 448 amino acids. The transcript is spliced from 8 exons. Gene Ontology annotation, biological process: antigen processing and presentation of endogenous peptide antigen via MHC class I. The record is from RefSeq and is a predicted model, not a curated record. Gene Ontology annotation, cellular component: membrane.
GAGGAAAGCCUCAGUAAUUGUUCUAGGGGAAAUGGAUGCUGGAAGGAGGAUACCGGAGGGAGGGAGACCCUAAGUUUGGGGAGGGCUCCAACCCGGCGCGCCUGGGUGGCCCAGGAGGGCAAGGCAGGGCUGCCGGGGUCCUGAUGAGAACUGGAGAGGAGGUUCCCAAAUCCCUGCCUGGCCAAGGGGACGCACCCACCUCCCACGUACCCUCACCUAAGCAGCGCGGGGAUUUCUUCCCCACCUCCUGCUGGCCUGCCGAAGAAAGCGAAAGUGAAAGGGAGGAAGAGAAGGCUUCUGGGCGGAGGAGAUCGCAGCGCCAUGAAGCUUGUGUCUCUGCUCCUCGCUGUAGCUUUGGACCUGGCAGCCGCCGUCUCAGCAGGACCCACAGUGAUCGAGUGCUGGUUCGUGGAGGAUGCCAGCGGAAGCCACCUGGCUAAAAGACCUGGUGCACUGCUGCUGCGCCAGGGACCCGGAGGACCGCCCCCCCGCAUGGACCUCGACCCUAAGCUCUACCUCAGCGUUCACGACCCUGCAGGAGCCCUCCAGGAUGCCCUCAGGAGGUACCCCCAGGACGCCCCUGCACCACACUGCGAGAUGAGCCGCUACGUCCCGCUCCCCGCCUCUGCGAAUUGGGCCAGUGGCCUGACCCCGGAGCAGAGCUGCCCGAGGGCCCUGGACGGAGCUUGGCUGAUGGUCAGUAUGUCCAGCUCUGUUCUCAGCCUCUCCAGCCUCUUGCAACCACAGCCAGAGCCUCAGCAGGAGCCUGUUCUCAUCACCAAGGCAACAGUGGUGCUGACUGUCCUCACUCACACCCCUGCUCCUCAAGUAAAACUGGGACAAGAUGCUAUCCUGGACCUGAGCUUCAGCUACAUGCCCCCCAGCCCUCGGGCUGCCUCAUCUCUGGCUCCAGGUCCUCCUCCCUUUGGGCUGGAGUGGCGACGCCAACACCUGGGUAAGGGGCAUCUGCUCCUGGCUGCAACUCCUGGACUGGAUGGGCAGAUGCCAGCAGCCCAAGAGGGGGCAGUGACAUUUGCUGCUUGGGAUGAUGACGACCCAUGGGGCCCAUGGACUGGGAAUGGGACCUUCUGGCUCCCUGCAGUGCGGCCCUUUCAGGAGGGCACCUAUCUGGCCAUUGUACACCUGCCAUACCUGCAAGGACAGGUCACCCUGGAGCUUGCUGUGUACAAGCCUCCCAGAGUGUCCAUGACACCAGCACCUCUUGUAUGGGCUGCCCCCGGGGAGGCUCCUCCGGAGUUGGUCUGCCAUGUGUCCCAUUUCUACCCUUCUGAGGGCCUGGAGGUAGAGUGGGAGCUCCGGGGUGGCACAAAGGGCGGCUCUCAGAAGAUUGGGGGACAGAGGUGGCUCUCUGCCUUGCACCACCAUUCUGACGGCUCUGUUAGUCUCUCCGGGUACUUGCGGCCACCCCCAGUCACUGCUGAGCAGCAUGGGGCGCACUACACCUGUCGAGUCCACCACUCCAGCCUUCCUGCCUCAGGGCGAAGAGCUGAGGUCACCCUGGAGGUGGCAGGCUUCUCCGGACCCUCCCUCGAGGACGGAGUAGGCCUUUUCUUGUCCUCCUUUCUUCUGCUUGGACUCAUCAAGGGGCUAGCCUGGGUUGCUGCCUACCUGUCCUGCAAGGAUUCAAAGGAGAAGAAAACACAGUGAGGGUACUCAGCACCAUCCUACAGAAGUCACCAUCAUCUCUGCCUACAGCUGUAAUAGUUCCCCAAACUAGCACCUCAUCAUCUGCUCCUACUCCCUCAAAUCUCCCUCCACUGAGUGGCUUUUUCCGUCCUAGCUCACAACAACCUCAAACUCUUAGGCUUAAGUGAUCCCUUUGCCUCAACCUCCUGAAUAGCUGGGACUACAAGCACCUGCCACAACACAGGGCUUGUUUUUCUAUUUUUAGUAGAGAUGGGGGUCUCUCGUUAUUGCCCAUGCUGGUCUCAAACUCCUAAGCUCAGGUGAUCCACCUGCCUUAGCCUCCCAGAGUGGUAGGAUUAUAGGUGUGAGCCACUGCCCCCAGCCCACUGAGUGUCUUUUUAAAGACACAAACCUUAUGGCCUUCACCUUCUUAGAGCUCCAGGGCCAUGGGUCUCAAAAUUUUUGGGAUCUCUUCAAAAUUAUCAAGGAGGCGGUGCCCAUAGCUCAGUGAGUAGGGUGCUGGCCACAUACACCGAGGGUGGGGGGUUCGAACCCCGCCUGGGCCAGCUAAAACAACAAUGACAACUGAAAUAACAGCAACAACAACAGGCAGGCACCUGUGGUCCCAGCUGCUUGGGAGGCUGAGACAAGAAAAUCGCUUAAACCAAAGAGUUGGAGGUUGCUGUGAGCUCUACCAAGGGGGACAUAGUGAGACUUUGUCUCAAAAAAAAAAAAAAAUUAUCAAGGAUUCUAAAGAGCUUGUGCUUAUGUGGGUUAUAACUAUCAGCAUUGAUCAUACUAGAACUUAAAAGUGAGAAAAUUUUGAAACACAAGAAUACACAAGCACACAUUCCAUUCAUUGUGAAAACCAUGGUGUCAAUACAUACCAUGUAGCUUCUGGAAAACUCAAUCAUACACUCUUAAGAAAAUGAUAAAAAGGGCAAAGAACACCUUAAUUUGGUUAUAAAAACAGUCUAAUCUCACAUACCCCCUGAAAUAGUCUCACAGACCUUUGGGACAGAAACUACACUCAGGCAACAGGUGCUCUAGGGCCAAAUCCAAUUUUUUUUUUUUUUUUUUUUUGCCCCAGCCUUUGUGUUCCCCCGCGCCGGAGCCACUGCCUACCUCUCUAGCCCUAUAUGGUUCCCCCUACCCCAGCCCUCUUCUCAGUGCUUAUC